AACAUUUGAAUAUGUUCCCAAUGAUGUGGAACAAAUGGAGAUUUAGUUGCGGAGUGAUUUAGGAAUGCAAAAAUCUGAGACAGUCUUUGAUUUUUUUUGUAAUAAGCUAUUCAAACUGUAAUUUUACUUUAAUAACCUAGAUACCCUUUUUUAUUUUGUUCGAAACCCAUAAAAUGAGGUGCAAACUUGUGGUCCCACACUUUCACUGGACAAAAGAGGCGAUCCCUCCCUGGGUUUACGCAAACGCACUAGCUGUGUGUACGCAGGAUGCCAAGUGAAGGGCCGAGAUUCAGCAGAUACGCACGGAGCUUGAGUUGGGGACGAACAUCUCCAACAACACAUCAAAAACAAGCCUUUCUUUGUGUCUUCUGGACACUGGCUAAAACAUUUAACCGGACUAUUCUAGUGGGAUUUUUUCUGUGACUGCGAGAAUAAGCAACGCGGUAAAGAUGACGGGUUAUGAACUAACUAGAAGUGUCUCUCUUGUUUUGGAAUUGAAUGAAGUGUGUUGUGCACCACCAAGGCCAUGACAGAGGCAGCCUUUACAUACAGAUGUGUUCUCAGUCUCUAGCUACCGGAUAAUAGCUAGCAAAACCUAAGUUAUAAUAGGCAUAUACGUUUAGUCAUGACAUCUAACUGAAAUAGGUAGCUAGCUGGCUAGCUAUAUGUUUUAUUUUUGGUAGCUAGCUAUCUCAGAUAGCAUAGAGCUAGCCAGUUAGCUAGCUGACGAACUUGUUUUAUUAGCUAGUUAACUCCGUCCAAGGAGCACCUGAGCUAGCUACCGUUAGCUAAUUAGCAUUCUAGCUAGUAAAUGAGACCUUUUUAACGUUUUGAGUUGCUGGCCAGUUAGCUAACUACAGUAACACUUUAGUCAUAUCUGACUAUCACGUUGUAGCUAACUAAAUGUUAGCGUAUAGGUUUUUCACUUUUUUAAAUGUACUAACUUACCAGUAACGUUAGUUAACGGUAAUAUAUACAUUUUUUUUUUUGCUUCUUUGUAAAUAGUUAGCAUUACCUUACUCGGCUAGGUGUAUGAUUUUUAGCUAGCUAGUAUUCUAUUAGCUUAGCUAGUUGAAGCUGACUUUUUCCACCGUGCCUGGACUGACCAAGCCACCAGGACUAACCGGGGGCCGAUGCUGACAGACCACACCGGAUCACGGCAACGUAAGGAGCCAUGCAGCCGCAACAAAUAUACGACUUUUCAAGUGACGAGAACAGUCACAAAUGGCGAGGCCUCUUCGUGCAAGCGUUGCGAAAGGUGCAGCUGCAGGUGCACCCCACCCUGUCAGCCAAGGAGGGAGCUCUGCAGCACAUCGAAGAGCUGAUCCUGCAGCUGCUCAACAUGCUGUGUGUGGUCCAGCCACGGUCUGUACAGGACGUGGAGGAGCGUGUCCAGAAGACCUUCCCCCACCCCAUAGAUAAAUGGGCCAUAGCUGACGCCCAGUCGGCCAUCGAGAAGAGGAAGAGGAGGAACCCCCUACUGCUCCCUGUUGAUAAGAUACACCCUCUACUCAAGGAGGUGCUGGGUUAUAAGAUAGACUACCACGUCUGCCUCUACAUCGUGGCGGUGCUAGAGUACAUAUCAGCUGACAUCCUGAAGCUAGCAGGAAACUACGUUGGUAACAUCAGACACUAUGAGAUCAGCCAGCAAGACAUCAAGGUGUCCAUGUGUGCAGACAAGGUCCUAAUGGACAUGUUUGACCAGGACGAGGACAUGGGUCUGGUGUCUCAGUGUACGGAGGAGCCGUCGUCGUCGGGGGAGCUGACCUACGAUGACCUGGUGCGCUUGGAGAUCGCAGAGGAGCGCCAGUACCUACGGGAGCUCGACCUCAUCAUCAAGGUGUUCCGACAUCACUUCCUGUUCAACAACAAAAUCUUCACGCCUCAGGAUGUGGAGGUUAUCUUCAGUAACAUUUCAGACAUUCAUGAGCUGACGGUCAAACUUCUCGGGCUGAUAGAGGAUGCGGUGGAGAUGACCGCUGACACUAGCCCUCAUCCUCUGGUGGGCAGCUGCUUCGAGGACCUGGCAGAGGAGCAAGCGUUUGAUCCGUACGAGACCCUGUCACAGGAUAUCCUGUCCAGACAGUUCCACGAGCACUUCAGCAGCCUGAUGGCCCGGCCUACUGUAGGACUAUACUUCCAGUCCAUAGCUGAAGGUUUCAAGGAGGCAGUUCAAUACGUCCUGCCACAGCUCAUGAUGGUUCCUGUAUACCACUGUUUACACUACUUUGAACUACUGCAGCAGCUGCAGGAGCACAGCGAGGAGCAGGAUGACCGAGAGGGUUUGAAGCAGGCCAUCACCGCUCUGCUUAACCUCCAGUGUAGCGUGGAACGCAUCUACACCAAACACCUGCCCCGACGCAAGCCUGGUGAGCCCAUGUACCGCCUGUACAGCCGUCAGGUGCGCAGCAAGCAGCUGGCCAUCAAGAGGAUGAACGAGAUCCAGAAGAGCAUCGACGGCUGGGAGGGGAAGGACAUCGGCCAGUGCUGUUCCGAGUUCAUCCUGGAGGGGGCGCUCCUCCGAGCCGGCGCCAAACACGAGCGACACAACUUCCUGUUUGACGGCCUCAUGAUCAGCUGUAAGGCCAAUCAGAGCUCCCGACUCCCCGGCUCCGGAAGCGGGGCGGAGUUUCGUCUCAAGGAGAAGUUCGUCCUACGGAAAGUCCGCAUCGUGGACCGCGAGGACUCGGCGGAGUUAAAACACGCCUUCGAACUCGUCGGUAAAGACGAGAACUGUGUGGUGUUCUGCGCCCGCUCGGCGGAGGAGAAGGGGGCGUGGAUGGCGGCGCUGGUCACCCUGCAGUAUCGCUCCACACUGGACCGUAUGCUAGACACUGUCCUACAGCAUGAGGAGCAGGCCCAGCCCCUCCGCCUGCCUUCCCCGGAGCUUUACCGCUUCGCUGUGCACGACUCUGAGGAGAACAUCGUGUUUGAGGACCGUGUCCAGAGCAAGACGGGGAUACCUAUUAUUAAGGCUGGGACGGUGGUCAAGCUUAUAGAGAGGCUUACAUACCACAUGUACGCUGAUCCCAACUUUGUACGCACCUUUCUGACCACCUACCGGUCAUUUUGCAAGCCCCAGGAGCUCCUGAGGCUGUUGAUAGACAGGAUUGAGAUCCCCGAGCCAGAGCCCACAGAGGCAGACAAACAGGCUCUAUGGAAUGGGGAUCAGCCAAUGGCUGCAGAGCUACAGAGGUUCCGCAGGGAGUACGUCCAACCCGUCCAACUCAGGGUCCUGAAUGUGUUUCGUCAGUGGGUGGAACAUCAUUUUUAUGACUUUGAGAACGACCCCGAGCUACGAGGCAAACUGGAGGAGUACAUCAGCAGCAUUCUACAGCUCCGAGGCAAGUCUAUGAGGAAGUGGGUGGAGUCCAUCAACAAGAUCAUCAAGAGGAAGAUGCAGACUCAGUCUAACGGGGUCAGCCACAACAUCACCUUCGAGAGCCCGCCCCCGCCCAUCGAGUGGCACAUCAGCCGCCUGGGUCAGACGGACACCUUUGACCUGAUGACCCUUCACCCCAUAGAGAUCGCCCGCCAGCUCACCCUGCUUGAGUCUGAACUCUACAGGGCUGUGAGGCCGUCUGAGUUGGUGGGGAGUGUGUGGACCAAAGAGGACAAGGAGAAUAACUCUCCCAACCUGCUGAGGAUGAUCCGUCACACCACCAACCUCACGCUGUGGUUCGAGAAGUGUAUUGUGGAAGCAGAGAACCUGGAUGAGAGAGUAGCAGUGUUAACGCGGGUCAUUGAGAUCCUUCAGGUGUUUCAGGAGCUCAACAACUUCAACGGUGUUCUGGAGGUGGUCUCUGCCAUCAACUCUGUCCCCGUCUACCGGCUCGACCACACCUUCGAGGCGGUCCCCGAGAGGAAAAAGCGGAUCCUAGAGGAAGCAGUGGAACUGAGCCAGGACCAUUUCAAGAAGUACCUGGCCAAGCUCAAGUCCAUUAACCCGCCCUGUGUGCCUUUCUUUGGUAUCUACCUGACCAACAUCCUGAAGACAGAGGAGGGGAACCCCGACUUCCUGAAGAGACACGGCAAAGAGCUGAUCAACUUCAGUAAGAGGAGGAAAGUAGCAGAAAUCACAGGAGAGAUACAGCAGUACCAGAACCAGCCUUAUUGUCUCAAGGUCCAGCAGGACAUCAAGAGGUUUUUUGAGAACCUGAACCCGAUGGGCAGUCUGGGUGAGAAGGAGUUCUCUGACUAUCUAUUCAACAAGUCUCAGGAGAUUGAGCCUCGUAACUGCAAGCAGCCGCCACGAUUCCCCAGGAAGACCCUGUACCCUCUGAAGUCCCCGGGGAUCCGGCCGGUGCGUACCUCUACGUCAGGGACCCUGAAGGGUCACCCCGUACCCCUGGAGAGAGAGCCCCCCCACAAGAUCACCUUCAGGAGCAUCGCCGAGACGGAGCCUGAGACCUCUUCCAUCGCCUCAGGCCCCACCUCACCCAGCACCCCUACGCCCCCACAGUCUGCCUGCUCAGACCUCAGCUCUGUCUUCAUGGAGCCUGACCUCUAUAGUGUCUAUGGUGGCUCAACUUCUCUAUGUGGCCAUUUUAUAUCAGGUGGAAACUCCAUAUUCACUUCUGUUCUGCCACCCUCAAAGUUCCACUCAGUAUCUUGUGGAAGCCUUCACCAGCUAGGAGAGGAGUUACUCAAGCCCCCUCCACUUCCCCCUCGCAGGAAGGAUGCUUUAUCUGAGGCCAAGUUGAGUUCCAGGUCUAAAGGUCCCCCAGCCAUCCCUCCCAGGCUGCCCCCUCCUCUCCCCAGGGUCCAGCCCCGCGCCCCAGUCUGCGACAGCCCCCUUCCCAGCCCCCCACUUCCACCGCCCCGGGACCCCCAGCCAGACACCCCUCCACCCGUCCCCCAGAAGCCACCAGAGAUCUUCAUUAACUACCCCCUGAACCUUCAACCCUCCCCCGUCGGCCGCUUCCACUGGGAUUUCGGCAGUUCCCCCUCUUCCCCUGGAACGCCCCCGGGUACCCCCUCGCCCCGAGUCCCACGACGGAACUGCCUGCUCAGCGCCAGCCAGAACAGUCUCUGCCCGCUCCCCCUGCCCAUCAUGGCCCCACCUGUACCUCCCCGUCACAACUCCUCCUCCCAGCUUCCCAAACUUCCCCCAAAGACCUACAAGAGGGAGCUGUUGCCGCCCCCUUUACAGAGCCUCUCAUUGGUGGAGAGCACAGAGGGUAGCCAAUGAGGAGCCUCCUUGCUUCUUUUGUUGUUUCCUUAUCAUGGCUGCUGCUCCACACAAUACAAACUGUAUCAAACUAUGACCUCGUGACACAGAGCGAUUUUAAAAACAAACUAAUCAUGAUUUUUAAAAGCUACUGAUCGUAACAAAGAUUCCAAACCCCUCCCGCUCAUCUCCUACAUUGACCAAUCACACCACGGCCACUCCUCUCAGGGUAUCAGUAGCCCCACCUUCAUUUCAAUCCACACCAGUGUGCCAGCCAAUGAACAAGGAGCUUAGACACUGAUUUUUAAACUCCUCCUCUGUGUGUGCAGUGCACUUCACACACCUGUACACAACACUGACUCUGUCACUUUCUUCAUAUAGAUAUUCUACUCUGUACUAGACAGGACAGUAUGCCAUAGUCCAGCACUAACUCUCCUACCCCCAGAAGAGAGACUGUGCUGAACCAAGAAAGGAGAGGGGUGGCUGGGGCCUCUUCAGCCUGUCCUGGUGGCUGGGGACUAUACAGACCAGUAUGACACUUCCAUCAGCAUGGACAGGUCUUCUCACUGCCAACGCUUUGUGUGGAUCUAUGGGCAUUGGUUGCAUUGGCACACAGUAGUGUUGCGAACACCAUUCACUCGUCCUCCCCGGGAGUCAGUCCUCCUGCCCUGUGGCUCUCGGACGGACGGACAGACCUCAGUGCUCUGUUAUCAUCAAACUAAUCAAACACAUUUACUGUGGUUCUGUCUGGAACGAGCACGAGAAUCAAGGUGUUGAAGUUCUCCUCGUGAGGCCCCUCCUGUUUGUGUCCACUCCCAUCUUAGUGACCAGUCCUAUGUUCUGCAGGGGGUAUAUAAGGGAUUCAUGUUUUGAGGAAUGACUAACUAAAAAUUGAUAUUUUCAUCCAGUCGUUCAGACAUACCAACUUUGAUCUUUGUCACACUGAAAUCCUUCCCCUCCUUUUUGUUGUCUUCACUGAACUGAGUAGAACUGUGACUGUAAUGGGCGUGAGCUCAGCGGUAUUCACAGGGCUGUGUACUGUGUGGUACAGGAAGACCAUACAGCCCUGGACGUGGGGUCCUCGCUGUAGUUGGUAGCUACAUACAACCCUGCUGGUCCUAGAACUACCCUCCAUUUCAGAUGUUGCCUUUAACCCCACAGCACUGACCUCUGUGGACCUCUGCUAGGGGGACGGCCAGGCGGGUGUUCGCUCCACUUGCACAUAGAGCUUGGUCAACGUUUGUCACGUCUACCCUUUUUUUUGGUCAUAUGAUGGAUAUCAAAGAGCUCCGAUCUAGGAAGAGGAGGAGGGUUAACGACAAGAUGUCAUCACAUCACUGGCAGAGGAGAGAGAACAGCAGCCAGACCUUUAUCUGUCCAGGGUAGCUAGCAGAUUGUAACAAUGCUAAUGUGACGCUCCGUUAGCCGUUACAUGUUAGUUACUGUUUGGUGUAGUACAGAUCAACCAGACUUAACUUGUCCAUACUUCCCUCAAUUGUCGACAUGGAAGACAACCAAUGUCCUCUAAAAGUCCUUGUCUAGUGGCAGGGGGUUUGUUUGAAAUUUAGAAAAUGCAGCGUAAUUAAAUAAAUGAAAAUUGCUCCAUGAAGUAAUCCAACAUUGUGUAUGCCGCCAUCUUGUCUAUUUCAAAUAAAGGAGCAUUUUCUGAA
Messenger RNA from Salmo salar (Atlantic salmon), 6840 nucleotides. Its product is annotated as son of sevenless homolog 2. Gene Ontology annotation, molecular function: protein heterodimerization activity; guanyl-nucleotide exchange factor activity. Gene Ontology annotation, biological process: Ras protein signal transduction. The record is from RefSeq and is a predicted model, not a curated record. Lineage: Eukaryota; Metazoa; Chordata; Actinopteri; Salmoniformes; Salmonidae. Gene Ontology annotation, cellular component: plasma membrane.